This is a messenger RNA of Schistocerca piceifrons (Central American locust), 414 nucleotides long. RefSeq names its product protein odd-skipped-related 1-like. Gene Ontology annotation, biological process: embryonic pattern specification; embryo development; regulation of transcription by RNA polymerase II. The transcript is spliced from 2 exons. Bases 1 to 414 code for a protein of 137 amino acids. The record is from RefSeq and is a predicted model, not a curated record. Lineage: Eukaryota; Metazoa; Arthropoda; Insecta; Orthoptera; Acrididae. Gene Ontology annotation, molecular function: RNA polymerase II transcription regulatory region sequence-specific DNA binding; DNA-binding transcription factor activity, RNA polymerase II-specific. Gene Ontology annotation, cellular component: nucleus.
AUGCCCAUUGAGACGGACGAGCGGCGAGAGUUCCGACGCAAGAUGCGCGCCAAGUGCGAAUUCGUGUGCAAGUACUGCCAGCGCCGCUUCACCAAGCCGUACAACCUGAUGAUCCACGAGCGCACGCACAAGGACGACGUCACCUUCACCUGCGAGACCUGCGGCAAGACCUUCAAGCGGCAGGACAACCUCAAACAGCACAGGUGGGUUAGAAGACGUGGAGCCUGUGAGGAGAAUGUAACCAGUGGGAACGUGUGUGGAAGAAGCGCCGCGAAUCGCGGAGAAAACGGCGGCUGCGCACUGGCUGACCUGGAGGUUGGUGGAGGCGGCGGCCCGGGGUCGUGGCAUUCCGGGAUGACACCACAGCCGCAGCCGCGGAGAAAGCCGCUGCCGCUGGAGGCCCGCGAGGCGUGA